AAGGCAAGCGGGUGUGCCGCUACGCCGCCGUUGUUGUUAGGCAUUGGUUUUCAAAAUGGCGGACAAUUGCGUUUUGUAGGCUCUUGUCGAAUGUCCGAAAGUGCAUUUUACGAACCGCGUACAACCACUCAAGGGUAUCGCAAAAUGUGGACCUUUGGGUAACGCAUUGCCUGUCGAUGUAGCCGCGUAGUUAAUUGAAGCCAAAUCAAUAAGGAUAUAAUGGCUUCUGCUUUAGAAGAAAGAGAAGAACAAAGUUCAAAAUGCUUUAUAUGUAAUGUCAGAGUGACUUCACGGUCAUCAUACAAUGUUUACAGUACAUUUAUGCCACAAAGAGACGUUUUGCUUGUGGAUGUUAUGGCAAAAAUUCUCAAAAAAAUAUUGGAUCCAGCUCAUAUGAGAAGCUCAGUACUAUGCCGAAGGUGCUUUACUCUGUUUGAUGAGCUUGAUCAGAUAUCGAUACGCUUUAAGAAACUACAAACUGAUAUUAUUAAACGUUACACGUCUACAUGUAUUGAAUAUAAGGAUCCUGAUUUUAUAAACACAGUUAACGAUAUGAGUCCACAGAUAAAAGGUGAAUCGCCAUCUGUUACACAAGAAGAAGCUAAAGAUAAAUUAUUUAUGAGUAAUGACGAUGUAAAAUCUACAGAAAAAACACCUAAAGAUAUUGAUGAAAUAGUUGAAACCAUUAUAAGUAACAUUCAAGCUGAAGAAACUAUGCACGAAGUUAAAUUGUUCAAUGCUUCAAAUUCUUCAAGUCCUAAAAAGAAAAAGGUGUCUAUUAAUGAAAACAUUACAGAAUGUAUUGUCGAAGAUAUCAUAGAAGAAACAGCUAUGCCUGACUUAAUGGAACAAUCACCAUGUGAAACUAGAUUACGAAAACGUAAUGUUAGUAUGAUAUUUAAAUGUGAGCAAUGUGAUGAAACGUUUCGAAGACCGCUCGAUUUGAAAAAGCAUUGUUCUGCUGUUCACCAAACUCCUUCAAAGAGAUUUAUGUGCUCUCUUUGUGAUAAAAGUUACUCCACUAAACAGUCACUGAAUAGCCAUUUAUCUAAAGAACAUAAAUCUCCCGAGAAGAAAUUUAAUGAGCAGUCCAAUAUAGCCAGCCCAAUUAAAAUGGAAAAUGAUAAGUCUCAAUCUUCGAUUGAUUCUGCCCUUGAAGUAAAUGCUGAGUAUACAAAUGGUUCUAUUGAAGACAUUAUGGUAGAUAUUAAGCCAGAUUAUUCGAUGGAGAACAAUAUAUACUUGGAAGAAGUUGUGCAGGAUGAUAAAGAAUACGAUGAUUUUGAAUGGAAAGAAGUCGAGAAAGUGGACUAUAAUGAAGAAAAUGUUGUUGAUGACAGUUUAAGCGCACUCGAUAGUUCCGUAAACACAAAUUCUGGUUCAGACAGGUCAGGUAAAAGACAGAUGAAAAAGGGUCGGAAAAAAAGAGGCAGCUCGCGUUCAGGCGAAAGAGCAUGUUUACCUGCUAUUCAUGGUUGCGAGCUAUGCGGAAAAAAAUGGAGAACUGUUACUGAAUUAAAAUCUCAUAUACAAUCUCACAGUACCAUUAGACCUUACGUGUGCGAGGUAUGUGGUCAAGCGUAUAAAAUGAAAAAAGCUUUAGACGUUCAUGUUGGUAUGCAUAACGGCAUACAUCCUUUUACCUGCGAAUAUUGCCAUAAGUCUUUUACUCAAAAAGUUGGUCUACAAAAACACAUUCCUAUUCACACUGGAUAUACAAGAUUUCAAUGUGAUUUGUGUGGUAAAAGGUUUAUUCAUCAGAAAAGUUUUCAUAUACAUACUAUGACACAUACUGGUGAAAAACACGUCAAAUGCCCCGAAUGUGGUCUUGCGGUCUUAUCGCAAUCUCACCUGAAACGUCAUUUGAGAGUUCAUACCGGAGAGCGUCCUUAUGCUUGCCCUAUAUGUGGAAAACGUUUUGCGGAAAAAUACAACAUGAAUGCACACGUACAUAUACAUGACAACAAUUCGGGAAACGGUCCAAGACGAAAUAGAAAUCACAUAUGUCAAUUAUGCGGCAUGAGUUAUGAUCGAAAGCAUAAGUUAGAAUAUCAUUUGGCUUCUACGCAUAACAAAAUUGACAAUAAGGUUUCUCAAGAUCAACAACCCGAGCAGCAGCAACAAUCUCAAAAUGAAUAUUUUCAAGAUGGUUCACAGAGUCAUCAAAUCAUCACAGUAGACAAUAGUACAAUCGAGCAUAACAGUAGUACAGCUAUGAUAACUGUAAGUGGUGUUAAAGUUCCAAUAUCUUUGGACGGAACACCAAUUAUGGUUACUACGUUGCCUCAACAGUCGCAAAAUACAAACUUGGUUCCUCUAACUAUACCUGCUGGUUCUAUACUUGCUUAUACGCCUACAAAUUCAAAUGAAAAUGACCAACCGAUAGUUGACGGAACGCAAAACACCUACAUGCAACAAACUCCAGUUACUAUACAAUUAUCUUAAAAAUAAAGAUUAACAAUUAUUGACCAUCAAUUAUUUUAAAGGUAGUAAAGAGUUUGAUUAAAUAUUUUUAAUUUUUUUUUAUUAUACUUUCAUAUUAAACAUUUUACUUUUUCAUUCAUUUUAUCCAUUAACCCAUUUCCGGCCAAGGGUGUAUUUAUUUCAUGGUGCGUGUACGCACCAUUGGCCAGAAAUGGGUUAAAUGGAAGUACACGUGUAUGAAUAUUACUAAAAAAUCAUAGACACCAAUUUAUAUUAAUUUUCAGCAGGGCCAUUGUGUGGGACAUUAUGUCUCAUAGACAGCCCAAUAUUGUGUAAUUGUAUUUUAUUUGGGCUGCCCACAUAUUUUUAUGUGCAUAACUCGAAAAUAUUCAUAAAAUCCUUGAAAAUGUAUAUACAAGUAGGUAUUGUAAUGCAUUUUCCUAAACUCGUUUCAAUCAAAAUUCUUCAUUAUUUUCGAUUAUAGUAUUGUAACAAGGAAUUUAUGAUAACAUUGAUUAAAAUAUUAAGAAAAAAUCUGCCUUAGCAUCAAAAGAUUUUUUUUUAAUCGUAAAUUACUAGUACUUAUUCUAGGAUUCCUGGGUGAUAAGAGAAAUUGAUUAAUAUUAAUAAGCAAUUCGAUUUAAAAGUCCUUUUUUACAUUAUAUAAUUUAGGUAUUUAUACUUACUAGGUUUGUUGUCGUCAAUUAUAGGAUUUAAUGUUUUAUAUUUUAAAUUUAGGGUACAAAACAAAAACUUUUAAUGUAAAAAUGCUUAGUUUAUAAACAAUAUAUUUAUGUUGAAAAAUACUGUGUUGUAUAAUUUCUUUGAAUUCAGUCCAGUGACUAGUUUAUAGUUUAUGAUGUUUUAUGGUUUCAGUGACACUUUUAAUUACUUAAUCACGUUUGUGGUUAUUUCUUUUAUUUCACAUAUUGUUACUACUGCCUUAUUGAUAUUUUAUUAAACACUUAACAAACUAAAUUUAAAAUUGUUGCGAAAAACUUUGAAAUACUGACCCUUUCAUUAUUUAUAUGUAUUGCUGAAUAAUAAAUAUAAUAUACAUAAUUUAUAUAUGUAAAAUAAGUAAAAUAAAGUGGUAUUAAAUUGUGUUGAUUAAAAACGAAUAUUUUAUUUAACUAAAUUAUUGUGUAUCAGUUUAAUUUUUUAAUUGUACACUGACUGAUACAGUUGCUGCAUCACUUUUCUUUUUAUAAACACAUAUUUCAAAAGGAAUUAAUAAGUUAAAAGUUGUUAAUGCGUACUCUUAAAAAAAAAUUUUUUUUUUAAAAGAAUUGUUGUAAAAUAUUUAUUUUAUAAUACCCGUUGUAAUUUUUUUAUCAAACUAUUAUAUUUUAUUAAACCAAAAGAUAUUUCAGGUUUUUAUUUGAUUUUAACUGCAUAUAAUUUUCCUAUUACAUACUGUUAUAUUUUUACUUGCUUAAUAUAUAUUUUUUUACCACAUUUCUAAUAAUUGUAGAAAUGAUCAUUAAUUGUAUUUGUAAAUUCAGAAUUGUAUUCAUAGUUUAUUUAAAACCUAAUUUAUUGACUAGUGUUUUUAUUAUCAAGAGUAAUAUUAUUGUUAGUUUUAUACUUAUUUUUUUAUUACGUAUGUUUUUAUAAUGUUGGUACUUAUUGGUAGGAUUUUACAAUUGUUUCAUGCAAGUGCCAUUAUGUAUUACAUAUGAAGUUAUUACAUGUGCAUCACUAUUAUUUUUUUAAGAUUUAUUUUAUGGUAUUAAUACCAAUUAAAAUAUGUUAAGCCAGCGAGUUGUAACCAGAUUGGCUUGCAACUUUUAGUUUAGCCUUCAGGCCAAUAAUAAAUGUUGUAUAAUUUCA
This is a messenger RNA of Adelges cooleyi (spruce gall adelgid), 4257 nucleotides long. RefSeq names its product zinc finger protein 569-like. The transcript is spliced from 9 exons. Gene Ontology annotation, molecular function: RNA polymerase II transcription regulatory region sequence-specific DNA binding; DNA-binding transcription factor activity, RNA polymerase II-specific. Gene Ontology annotation, cellular component: nucleus. Lineage: Eukaryota; Metazoa; Arthropoda; Insecta; Hemiptera; Adelgidae. Gene Ontology annotation, biological process: regulation of transcription by RNA polymerase II. The coding region runs from base 220 to 2445 and encodes 741 amino acids. The record is from RefSeq and is a predicted model, not a curated record.